AUGAUUCCACGUUCAGCUCUCCUCGCUUCUCUCGCCCAGUUCAAGAAAUCUACCGUAUCUCUUUUGCCCACCUUACCCUUACCCCGCCUAACUCGUUUCGGCGCAAGACCGAUGUCGGCAACAGCUUCGCGACCCGACCCAUUCCGCCCCGCUGCACGGGUUGCAGGACAACGACAAGAUGUGUGGUCUGUCGUCAAUGAGGCCGCUGCAGCUUCACCUGUUCAGCCGAUCGUGAACAUGGGCCAAGGGUUCUUUGGCUACAACCCUCCCAAGUUCGCUCUCGAUGCCGCAAAGGAUGCGCUGGACCGAGUCGAAUGCAACCAAUACUCCCCCACCAAGGGUCGCCCUCGCCUCAGGCAAGCCAUUGCAGACGCAUACUCCCCUUUCUUCGGAAAGACUAUCAACCCCGAUACCGAGGUCUCGAUCACAACAGGCGCAAAUGAAGGCAUGCUCAGUGCCUUCAUGGGCUUCAUUGAGCCUGGCGAUGAAGUCAUCAUCUUCGAGCCCUUCUUUGACCAGUACAUCAGUAACAUUGAGAUGCCUGGUGGCACUAUCCGAUAUGUGCCUCUUCAGCCACCUAAGGAUGGUGCUACCCGAACCUCUCCUGCAUCGGAGUGGACUAUCAACUUCGAGGAGCUUGAGAAGGCCAUCAAUCCCAAGACUAGGAUGAUUGUCUUGAACUCUCCUCACAACCCCGUCGGCAAGGUCUUCUCGCGCGAGGAGCUCGAGCGCAUUGGUGACCUUUGCGUCAAGCACAACCUUAUUAUCCUGUCUGAUGAAGUCUAUGACCGUCUGUUUUACGUUCCAUUCACCAGAAUUGCUACCCUCUCUCCCCAGCUGUACGAGCGCACUUUGACCGUGGGCUCUGCCGGCAAGGCCUUCUACGCCACUGGCUGGCGUGUCGGCUACCUGAUUGGACCCGAGCAUCUGAUCAAGUACGUUGCUGGUGCGCACACCCGCAUCUGCUACAGCAGUGUUUCUCCUCUUCAGGAAGCCGCAGCUGUCGCCUUUGAGCAGGCCGAGAAGGAGGGCUUCUGGGAUGAGAGCCGAAACGACAUGAAGAACAAGAUCUCCCGUUUCUGCGAGGUCUUCGAUGAGCUUGGUAUCCCGUACUCUGACCCCGAGGGUGGGUACUUCGUCCUGGCCAACAUGGCCUCCGUCAAGCUCCCAGCUGACUACCCCUUCCCACCACACGUUGCCAACCGUCCUCGUGAUUUCAAGCUCUGCUGGUUCCUCAUCCAAGAGGUCGGCGUUGCUGCUAUCCCCCCGACUGAGUUCUACACUGAUGCCAACUCUCAUAUUGCUGAGGACUAUCUCCGCUUUGCUGUUUGCAAGAACGAUGAUGUUCUUGAGACUGCCAAGGAACGCCUCAGGGGGCUCAAGAAGUACAUCACUCAGUAA
Messenger RNA from Penicillium antarcticum, 1401 nucleotides. Its product is annotated as kynurenine--oxoglutarate transaminase. Gene Ontology annotation, biological process: biosynthetic process. Gene Ontology annotation, cellular component: mitochondrion; cytoplasm. Lineage: Eukaryota; Fungi; Ascomycota; Eurotiomycetes; Eurotiales; Aspergillaceae. The record is from RefSeq and is a predicted model, not a curated record. The coding region runs from base 1 to 1401 and encodes 466 amino acids. The transcript has 8 exons. Gene Ontology annotation, molecular function: pyridoxal phosphate binding; L-kynurenine:2-oxoglutarate transaminase activity.